Fusarium oxysporum Fo47 is the source of this 735-nucleotide messenger RNA. RefSeq lists its product as uncharacterized. Bases 127 to 549 code for a protein of 140 amino acids. The record is from RefSeq and is a predicted model, not a curated record. The transcript has 2 exons. NCBI's taxonomy places the organism in Eukaryota, Fungi, Ascomycota, Sordariomycetes, Hypocreales, Nectriaceae.
CUCGUCAAUUUCUCUACUGUAACGAAUCCGUUGUUGUGCUUCCCCGCGCGGUGUAAUGCCACUCAAAUUCUCACUGAAAGCUUAUUACACUCUCGACACUUCUGGCAAUACAGCUGCCCUAUAGUGAUGACAGAAAUGGCCAAUAUACCUUCUUCCGAUCUGAACGAUCCUGCCAUUAUGCACCCAGUUGAGGAGCUAUUCCUCGACAUCUCCAUUCACGAAGUACUUACCCAGACAAUGGUAACCUUUGUCGAGCCAUGGAAGACUACGUAUAUCGAUUCAAUUCGCGAGCAGCGCUAUGGCGAUGCCAUCUGGGCUCGUUACUGCAUAGAGGGAGGGGUCGAAAACGGUGUCAUCAUUGGUCAAGGCCCAAAUCCCGACAUCACCGUGCUUGAUCAAAUCAGGGAAGAUGCACUUGAGGCAAAGACGAAUGAACCAGAACUGUUUGCAGAGGCUUUAGAGCUCUACCGAAAUACUAGCAGUGCAGACGGGCACCCAGAAGUCCUCCAGAUCAUCUUUGACACCGAUAGGAUGGAGCAUCAAGACUGAAAGUGCAGAGACAAAAAUAGAGAGGAGAAGAUGAGGCGCUGGAGGUGAGCGGGGUAAGCCAGACUGGAGGCAAGAGUCGUCACUAGGAUGAUCUGUACGAACUUUUGGGGAGGCAAAUCACUGUAUACACGAUGGGCCAACUACAACUCAUAGCUUCAAAUACCUCUUGCUCUCUCCGCGUGGAGG